Messenger RNA from Arabidopsis arenosa, 465 nucleotides. Lineage: Eukaryota; Viridiplantae; Streptophyta; Magnoliopsida; Brassicales; Brassicaceae. The record is from the annotation of a GenBank genome assembly.
AGUGUAUCAACCUCUUUUGGAUCGCUUCAGCUUCAACUUUGAUCAUCCACACAGAGGACAUGGAGAAGGUGCAACAAAUGACAAACGACAAAGGAAGCUUUAAGAUUGAAAUUCUUGGUGAUGGCAAUUCUGCGGCGGAAGUGGGUUCCCGUGGGCUAUCCCGUCAGACAAGCAUGACCAAGACCAACUGCCUUUGCUCACCAACCACUCACCCUGGUUCUUUCAGGUGUAGGAUUCACCGGUCUCUUUCGUUGCAACGUACCAAGAGUAUCGAAGCUGCAUCUCUAUUGGAUUCUCCACCCAAGCCAGCGGAUUCCCCUAGUGCCGCGCGCUAAAUAGAUUUAUGAUGAAUCCAUGGCAUUACAAUUGUUUGUUGUAACUUGUAGUUUAAUCAUUAUAUGGAGGAGUAGGUUUUUAUUUUCCAACAAUAUGCAUUGUACGCUUUAAUCAAUUCAUGACAUUACA